This is a messenger RNA of Aspergillus calidoustus, 321 nucleotides long. The record is from the annotation of a GenBank genome assembly. NCBI's taxonomy places the organism in Eukaryota, Fungi, Ascomycota, Eurotiomycetes, Eurotiales, Aspergillaceae.
AUGGCCGCCCCAACAACCUCCGCCCUAACCCUCUCCAUCCUGACCUCCCUCGGCGGCACAAUCGGCUACCUCCGCACAGGCUCGCUCCCCUCCGUAAUCGCCGGCGUGUCUGUGGGCGCACUGUACCUCCUCUCCUUCCUCCGCCUGCGAAGCGGGCAGCCCUACGCCGAGGAGAUCGGGCUCCUGGCCUCGAUUGUGUUGGGCGGUGCGUCGAUCCCGAGGGCGAUACGGCUGCGCAAGACGGUGCCGCUUGUGCUUAGUGUAUUGGCGGUUUAUGGGCUGUUUGUUUUUGGGGGGGCGGUGUUGGGAAAGAGGGCUUGA